AUGGAGCUGCUGCCGCCGCUCAGCAUGAGCCCCAUCAUGGCUGACACGGUGUCAGGAGUCACCGGCCUUCUGCUCCUGCUGCUCUGCCUCCUGCUCCUCACGGCCUGGAGCAGGACCAGCCGCUCACACAUACCAGGUCCCUCCUUCUGCGCAGGACUUGGCCCUAUUCUCUCCUCUGCCAGGUUCAUUUUGACCGGGAUAGGAACAGCGUGCAACUACUACAACAACAAAUAUGGCAGCACCGUCCGCGUCUGGAUCAAUGGCGAGGAAACACUCAUCCUCUGCAAGUCUUCUGCAGUGUAUCAUGUUCUGAAGAGCGCCCAUUACACAGCCAGAUUUGGGAGCAAAAAAGGCCUGGAGUGUAUUGGGAUGGAAGGGAGAGGUAUCAUUUUCAACAGUGAUGUCCCACUCUGGAAGAAAAUAAGAACAUAUUUUGCUAAAGGGCCUGGCCUUCAGAGAACAGUGGGGAUCUGUGUGAGCUCCACAGCCAAGCAGCUGGAGUGCCUGCAGGACAUGACGGACCAGUCCGGCCAUGUGGAUGUGCUCAACCUGCUGCGUACCAUCGUGGUGGACAUUUCAAACAGGCUGUUUCUCAGGGUGCCUCUCAAUGCAAAGGACCUGCUAAUGAAGAUCCAAAAGUACUUCAUGACCUGGCAAGCCGUUCUGAUCAAGCCUGAUAUAUUUUUCAAAAUUGGAUGGCUGUACAAUAAGCACAAGAGAGCAGCCCAAGAGCUGCAGGAUGCAAUAGAAAGCCUUAUUGAAACUAAAAGAAAGACUCUCAGUGAAUCUGAGAAGCUGGACGAUGAUCUUGACUUUGCAUCGGAGCUCAUUUUCGCCCAGAACCACGGAGAGCUGUCAGGAGAUAACGUCCGGCAGUGUGUGCUGGAGAUGGUGAUCGCAGCACCUGACACCCUGUCCAUCAGCCUCUUCUUCAUGCUUAUGCUUCUGAAACAGCAGCCUGAAAUAGAGCUGAGGAUAGUGGAGGAAAUAAACACUGUCUUAGGGGAUAAAAGUGCAGAAAACAUUGAAUAUCAAAACUUGAAAGUGCUGGAGAGCUUCAUUAAUGAGUCUCUGAGGUUCCAUCCCGUGGUUGACUUCACCAUGCGAAAGGCGCUUGAGGACGACAACAUUGAUGGCACACAAGUCAGGAAAGGAACCAACAUCAUCCUCAACAUCGGUCUCAUGCAUAAGACCGAGUUCUUCCCCAAACCCAAUGAGUUCAGCCUGGAGAACUUUGACAGAACGGUGCCCAGCCGUUUCUUCCAGCCUUUUGGUUGUGGGCCUCGUUCCUGCGUGGGCAAGCACAUCGCCAUGGUGAUGAUGAAGGCCAUCUUGGUCACUUUGCUCUCUCGAUACACGGUGUGUCCUAACAGUGGCUGCACCCUCAGCAGCAUCCGGAUGACCAACGACCUGUCCCAGCAGCCUGUGGAGGACGAGCACAGCCUGGCCAUGCGCUUCAUCCCCAGAACGACACAGCCUCGACACACUCAACACCAAAAAGUGAACUAA
Molecule: messenger RNA, 1509 nt
Organism: Myripristis murdjan (pinecone soldierfish)
Lineage: Eukaryota; Metazoa; Chordata; Actinopteri; Holocentriformes; Holocentridae
Gene: cyp19a1b
Product: cytochrome P450, family 19, subfamily A, polypeptide 1b
Exons: 9
Coding region: 1-1509 (502 amino acids)
Biological process (GO): female gonad development; response to estradiol
Cellular component (GO): endoplasmic reticulum
Molecular function (GO): aromatase activity; heme binding; iron ion binding
Source: RefSeq, a predicted model, not a curated record